AAAUUUUAAAUAUUUUUUCAACUAACUUUCAGCUCAUAAAUUCAACAACCUGACGCUUAUGCUGCUUAACGAAGAACGCCUAAAAAAAAUAGGCUUAAAAGAAGGUCCGAUUCUCUUUGUUUUGGAUAUCAUUGAAAAGACAAGGAACGCGAAUUCACCUACAUUGAGAAUUGAAGACGCUGAGAACAUUUCCCCGAUUCGGAUCAAGCUUCAACGAAAUUCCAGAUUUGCCCAAAACGUUCUCUAUAAAAAACUGGAUAAACAGCUGCCCCUUGAACACAAAGAAUUAUGCCAUAUGGUUCGAAUACUCUGCGAUGAUUGGAAGAAUCGAGUUUUCCUACAAAAUUACCCAACAACGGCGGAGCAACAGGAAAUGGCCCAACAAAUUUUGAAUGCAUUCCCUUAUCUAAGGAAUACACCUGGGAACGAUUCAACUACACUUUUUUCAAAAAAUAGUGGCAAAGGUACAGGCCAUCGUCAUUCAGGGAUCAUCCACAAUUUUUUCCGCAACCUUUGCCAUCAUGUUCCGGCCGAGUCCAAAAAAUUUACAAGAUCGCCCAAACCAGGAAUACUACCAGAGGAAAUAGCCAAUUAUGCAACCAAUCUUAGUCUCAUUGAAGGAACAGCUGAAAAUUUUUCCUAUAUCAAGGAGGAUAUGGCUAAGUGUUUGCCUUUGCUCAACAAUUUGAUACUUCUAAAAAAAACUCCUAAAUCGAUUUCGGAAACAUUACCACACUUACUCGCUUACGGAGGACAAAUAAUUGUCGAAAUGUUUGCUGAGAUGAAACCUGGCCAAAACAAACAUGCAAAUCUGAACAACGUUUGUUCGAAAGGUUUGCUGUUCAAACCUACUACUUUCAGCCGGGUCGAAGAUGGUAAUUUACGAGGAAUACUCCGCUUAUGGCUUUCAUUGAAUUCUCAAGGAAUGAGGAGAACACUUAAAGAUGGUGACAUGGAACAAGCAUUGGCUUAUGACCUAAUUCAAUGGGUUGGAGAAGAUCAGAGUACUUUAAAUGAAGUACUCGGAGGCUAUGAGGCAGCCUACAUACGAUCAGGAAAAUACCCGCCAUCAAAAAUCCUCUGCCGAGCAAUGCCCUUUGCAUUCGGGAACUACGUGAUUUACACAUAUGGAAUCACUAUAAAUGUCGAGGGUGAUUUCCUCACUACACUUGAUGUGUUUGCGAAAUCGUUCGUUGUCUUCGGAUGCAAACCACCAACAAUUUUAAAGAAGCUGUUAGAAUUUUUGUACAUACAUUGUUACAUGAUACAAAAGUCAACUCAUCGUGCAAUUGUGAAAACUUAUACGGAUGUUUUCACCGAAAGUAAUGAGGUCUCAAGCAAAAAAUCUCGCAUAAACCAUUCACAAAAAGCAAUGGUACUAUUAUAA
Messenger RNA from Uranotaenia lowii, 1387 nucleotides. RefSeq lists its product as uncharacterized. The coding region runs from base 59 to 1387 and encodes 442 amino acids. The transcript is spliced from 5 exons. The record is from RefSeq and is a predicted model, not a curated record. Lineage: Eukaryota; Metazoa; Arthropoda; Insecta; Diptera; Culicidae.